CAGUACUUGUCGCAUGGAAGUGACGUAUUUUUUUUUUGUCAUGGCGGCAGAAGGCUCGGAUUCAGAAGACCUGAACACCAACGGGCUAAUGGAGGCUCCUUCAGCUCUGGAAGCCAUGGAGGCUGUCCAACUUCCAACAGAGAAGGAAGAGGCAUCAGAGGAGAAUGAUGGAGGAGGAGCCUCUGAGGCUCCAGAAGCAGCAGCUGCGACAUCAUACAACAUGCCUCUGGCAGAGAAUGAGGAGGAAGAAGACGGAGAGUUCCCUGCGGACUUUGACCGACUCUGGAAGCUGGCCCAUGACAAUCCACAGGACUUCUCUAGCUGGACUGACCUUCUGCAGUACUGUGAGCAAGAGAGUCACAUGACAGCGUCACGUCGGGCGCUGGUAGCCUUUCUGGCACGGUACCCACUGUGCUACGGAUACUGGAAGAAGUUUGCCGACCUGGAGCGACGUGCUGGCUACACCAACAAAGCUCAGGAGGUGUGUGUUCAGGGUCUGAAGGCCAUUCCCCUGAGUGUAGAUCUGUGGAUCCACUACAUUAACCUGCUACUGGGCACGCUCAACAUGAACCUGCCAGAGUCCUCUCAGCGCAUUCGCAGUGCGUUUGAGGAGGCGGUGACGGCAGCAGGACUGGACUUCCACUCUGACCGUCUGUGGGAGCUGUACAUCGAGUGGGAGAAGGAGCAGGGAGACAUGAAGGCUGCCACUGGAGUCUACGACAGAGUUCUCAGAGUCCCCACUCAGCUGUACAGCAGCCACUAUGAGAAAUUCAAGACUCAUCUUAAUGCCCAUGCGCCCAAGGACGUCCUCUCAGCAGUGGAGUAUGAGGGGUUGCUUGAGGAAUCUAAACAGAGCCACAAAACUGAGAAGUCUGAGUUGGCUGAGGGGGAAGAGGAGUUACCACCUGGGGAAGAGAAGGAACCUACAGAGGAAGAACUGAUUCCGAAAAUGCGAGAGCUCCUAUUGGCUCGCAGAGAGAAGGUGUACCAAGACCUGGAGGGAGAGGUCAGGAAGAGGUGGAACUUUGAGGAAGCUAUCAAGCGUCCAUAUUUCCACGUGAAGCCUCUGGACCGGACCCAGCUGAGGGCCUGGCACUCCUACCUGGACUGGGAGCUCACCGAGCUGGGGGGGGGUGGUGAAAAGGAGGUGAAGACCGAGACUGAACCAGAGGCCAUGGAGGGCCAGGAAGAGGAGCAAAAGGAGGAAAAGGAGGGGUCAAAGAGCAGUGAGAUCAUUGCCGGGGGAGACCGGAGGGUACGGAUCCUGUUUGAGCGCUGUCUGAUUGCCUGCGCUCUCUACGAGGAGUUCUGGACCAAGUAUGUUCAGUACCUGGAACCUCAGAGUCUGGACGAGGCGCGGGGAGUGUUUCGGCGAGCCUGUGAGAUCCACCUGUCCCACAAACACACCAUGCACCUGCAGUGGGCCACCUUCGAGGAGAGGCAUGGUGACCUAACAGAGGCACGGCGAGUGUUGGAGGCUCUGGAAACCUCAGUCCCGGGAUUGGCCAUGGUCCGGCUGCGCAGGGCAGGGCUAGAGAGACGGGCGGGCCGGCUAGAUGAAUCAGAAGCUCUGCUCAGGGACGCGGUGGCCCAGGCCAAAGAGACACCUCACCUCCAUGCGUUCUACUCUAUCAAACUGGCCCGGCUGCUGCUGAAGCUCUGCAAGAACCCCAGCAAGGCCCGGGGAGUCCUGCAGGAGGCGCUGGAGAUUAGCCCGGAUGACGGUAAGCUGCACCUGAACCUGCUGGAGCUGGAGGUGUCCGGUGACCCCAGAGGGUCGGCCGAGGGGGUGCAGCAGUGUGUGACGCGGGCGCUGGCCGCACCCCUCUCCCCACAGACCAAGAUCCUCUUCUCCCAGAGGGGCCUGCAGUACGCUGAGGACUAUGGGACCUCUGUGCAAAGUGUGCUAACAGUCUGAGGAGCAUCACUUUACCAUGUUUUAAAUGACUGUGCUGUUGCUGUUCUCUGGCCUGCAGUGUGCUAACAGUCUGAGGAGCAUCACUUUACCAUGUUUUAAAUGACUGUGCUGUUGCUGUUCUCUGGCCUGCAGUGUGCCUACAGUCUGAGGAGCAUCACUUUACCAUGUUUUAAAUGACUGUACUGUUGCUGUUCUCUGGCCUACAGUGUGCCUACAGUGUGCCAACAGUCUGAGGAGCAUCACUUUACCAUGUUUUAAAUGACUGUGCUGUUGCUGUUCUCUGGCCUGCAGUGUGCUAACAGUCUGAGGAGCAUCACUUUACCAUGUUUUAAAUGACUGUGCUGUUGCUGUUCUCUGGCCUGCAGUGUGCCAACAGUCUGAGGAGCAUCACUUUACCAUGUUUUAAAUGACUGUACUGUUGCUGUUCUCUGGCCUACAGUGUGCCAACAGUCUGAGGAGCAUCACUUUACCAUGUUUUAAAUGACUGUGCUGUUGCUGUUCUCUGGCCUGCAGUGUGCUAACAGUCUGAGGAGCAUCACUUUACCAUGUUUUAAAUGACUGUGCUGUUGCUGUUCUCUGGCCUGCAGUGUGCCUACAGUCUGAGGAGCAUCACUUUACCAUGUUUUAAAUGACUGUACUGUUGCUGUUCUCUGGCCUACAGUGUGCCAACAGUCUGAGGAGCAUCACUUUAUCAUGUUUUAAAUGACUGUACUGUUGCUGUUCUCUGGCCUACAGUGUGCCUACAGUGUGCCAACAGUCUGAGGAGCAUCACUUUACCAUGUUUUAAAUGACUGUGCUGUUGCUGUUCUCUGGCCUGCAGUGUGCUAACAGUCUGAGGAGCAUCACUUUACCAUGUUUUAAAUGACUGUGCUGUUGCUGUUCUCUGGCCUACAGUGUGCCAACAGUCUGAGGAGCAUCACUUUACCAUGUUUUAAAUGACUGUACUGUUGCUGUUCUCUGGCCUACAGUGUGCCUACAGUGUGCCAACAGUCUGAGGAGCAUCACUUUACCAUGUUUUAAAUGACUGUGCUGUUGCUGUUCUCUGGCCUGCAGUGUGCUAACAGUCUGAGGAGCAUCACUUUACCAUGUUUUAAAUGACUGUGCUGUUGCUGUUCUCUGGCCUGCAGUGUGCCAACAGUCUGAGGAGCAUCACUUUACCAUGUUUUAAAUGACUGUGCUGUUGCUGUUCUCUGGCCUGCAGUGUGCUAACAGUCUGAGGAGCAUCACUUUACCAUGUUUUAAAUGACUGUACUGUUGCUGUUCUCUGGCCUGCAGUGUGCUAACAGUCUGAGGAGCAGCACUUUACCAUGUUUUAAAUGACU
Oncorhynchus kisutch (coho salmon) is the source of this 3240-nucleotide messenger RNA. RefSeq names its product pre-mRNA-processing factor 39-like. The record is from RefSeq and is a predicted model, not a curated record. Gene Ontology annotation, biological process: mRNA 5'-splice site recognition; RNA processing. The transcript has 12 exons. Lineage: Eukaryota; Metazoa; Chordata; Actinopteri; Salmoniformes; Salmonidae. Gene Ontology annotation, molecular function: pre-mRNA 5'-splice site binding; protein binding. The coding region runs from base 14 to 1918 and encodes 634 amino acids. Gene Ontology annotation, cellular component: U1 snRNP; U2-type prespliceosome; commitment complex.